Molecule: messenger RNA, 769 nt
Organism: Trifolium pratense (red clover)
Lineage: Eukaryota; Viridiplantae; Streptophyta; Magnoliopsida; Fabales; Fabaceae
Product: acyl carrier protein 3, mitochondrial
Exons: 3
Coding region: 181-555 (124 amino acids)
Biological process (GO): fatty acid biosynthetic process
Cellular component (GO): mitochondrion
Molecular function (GO): acyl carrier activity; acyl binding
Source: RefSeq, a predicted model, not a curated record
CGAGAGAGGAGAAGUCACAGCUCACCACACAAAGAAAGAAAAUUGAAUUUUGAACUUUGUGAAGAAGCUGUGUUGGUUGGAGUCUCUCUCUGUUAGGCAAAACAUCAAACACGUAGAAGACCAUUGGGAUUUUGUCGGCAUAUCGAAUCGAUACUUGGGUCAUUUGCAGAUUUCUCAAAUAUGCAAAGCAUAAAGAAAUCUAUACUGAGUCAUGUGAAUUUGAGAAGGUCAACUGAAAGAUGGUUUUUGGCCAAGGAUGAUAAUGUGCUUAUGCAUUUGAGAUGCUGGUGCUCUUCAACAGGUGCCAGCUCUGAUCUGAUACUGGACCGAAUAAUCAGACUGGUCAAGAAAUAUGAUAAAAUUGAUGCAGCAAAGGUUACCGAAACGGCUGAUUUUCAGAAGGACUUGAACCUGGAUAGCUUGGAUAGGGUUGAGCUUAUUAUGGCUCUUGAAGAAGAAUUUUCCAUAGAAAUUCCUGAUGAGAAAGCUGAUAAGCUUACUUGCUGUACUGAUGUUGCAAAAUACAUAGCCUCUGAAGCUGACAAAAAAAUUUAGGCAAUCCCUGACUUCUCGAUUGUUUGGCAUACAAAGUUUUUGUGGUUGAGCUGUAUCGAUAUCUGCAAAGUCAGCUUGGUUGAUAAGUAUUGAAACUGCUCAUCUCCUUUUCUCAUUUCUUUUUGUCACACUACCCCGAUGUAAGCAUGACACCUAAUUUAAAAAUUCUCUUGCUUUUUUUAAUGUUAAAAGUCUCCCUUUUAGCUGUUAAGAA